AUGGCAGAUAAUCUACCCACUCCAGAACGCUCCCUCAACGGUCAGGCAGUCUUAGAAGAGGACGAGUACACGGCUGCGCUGUCUCACAUCAUUGCAAGGGACUUCUUUCCCUCUCUCGUUCAUCUAGACGCCGCCCACCAAUACCUCGAUGCCUUGAAGACCGAAGACUCGAGUCUCAUCAACCAAUCUGUGCGCCGCCUCGAGCAACUCUCUAGCACACCAGCGCUCCCACGAAAUGCCGCGACGCCGUCACAGACACCCUACGGACUCGGCGGCGAAACACCCUUGCGCACUCCCCGCACACUCGGCGACGAGCCACCGUCGAAACGCGCGCGCUAUGACCUUGAUAUAAGUUUAGACACGUUCCAGGCACGGUAUACGUCUGAAGAUAACUCGAGCUUCACGAAGAUUUUGGACGACGAGAAUCAGAAACGGAGGGAUAGAUGGGCGUGGGCUUGGGAGGCGCAGCAGAGGGUGGAAGGGCAGAAGGCGAAGGCGAUUGAGGGGAGGGAGAGGAUGCUGAUAGAAGGGCCGAGUGCUACGGGUGUGAGGGAACGGUUUAUGAUCGAUGCACCGAAGCCGGCUGGGUUAAUUACUGAAGGGGAGACAGAGGACGGGGAAUCGAGUGAGGAACGCAACGAGGAAUCAGAGAAGGAGAAGGGCAAGGGUAAAGAGUUGGUACUGCAGUCGGAGGAUGACCAGCCCGUAGAUGUAAUGGCACCCAAGAAGGACACUCGUCCUGCUGGUGUCGAUGGGUGGAGAUUCAAGGCCCGGAAUUCGCUGAUGUUUCCUCCCGAUGCUAACGAGUCACCAUAUCAUCCAUCCACGAGUGCUAUCGCGACGCCGAAUCCCAAGGUAGUCCUGCACAGCAACACACGGUUACCUGAGCAAGAGGAAUCCACAAACUUCUCUCGAAGUUCAUCAGCGCCGCCCAGUCCAACAAGAAGUCGCAUAGACGCUGCGAUAUCCGGUACACCAUAUCGACCCCGUUCGCCUCCUGGUACCUUCUCACUGGUACCAGACCUCCCUUCGCCUACACCUUCAGAAAUUGGGCCGAAAGCUGUUAAACAGCUAAUGACCUGGGGUACACUGAUGGGUACACCGCGAGUCAUCUCAUCUGGAGACGACAUACCUACUCCAAGUACACCCUUCCGGAUAGCCGCUCCAUCUUCUCGCGAAUCCCUCUCUCAUCGCCUUUCCAACGAUGCAUCACGGCGCCUACGAGCUAAGGCUGAUCUGAUAAAUGGUGGUCGAACGCCUAGUCAUCCUUCAGGGAAGAAGCCCAUGUCGGCGUUGGGAGCGACUGUUAGGAAGGGAGUAAUGCCUCCUCCUUCAUGGACGCCUCAACGGAAUGUUGCAGCGACUCCUGGCUCACUCACCCCCGCUGCCAAACGGCUUCUCGACAGGACAACAAUGGGCACCGCUGCCACUAGACGUGCUGAAGCUAUGGCUCGUUCGGCUGGCUGGGAAGACAGGCGGCCCGAAAAAGAGAAAGAACUUGAUAAAGUCAGAUGGACACCCACUCCUAGUCCCGUUACAAGGAGAGUUUUGUAG
This is a messenger RNA of Pleurotus ostreatus (oyster mushroom), 1554 nucleotides long. RefSeq lists its product as uncharacterized. The transcript is spliced from 3 exons. The coding region runs from base 1 to 1554 and encodes 517 amino acids. Gene Ontology annotation, cellular component: catalytic step 2 spliceosome. The record is from RefSeq and is a predicted model, not a curated record. Lineage: Eukaryota; Fungi; Basidiomycota; Agaricomycetes; Agaricales; Pleurotaceae.